AGAUAUAAAUUUGUACAGUGCUUAUGUUAGAUAGUUUAUCAAGUAAUUUUUUGGUUAAUGUAUCAUUAAUUAUUAAAAAGAAAUGGAACUUUCAUCAACUAACAGCAGCAACUCUGAUGAUAUUCUUACCCAAGAACAUGAUGAGGCCAUUACCAAGUUUAUUGAUAAAUUACAAGAAGCUUCAAGGAGUCAAGUAGACCUCUUGCCUGAUGGAGCAGCAAGAGACUUCAUUCAACUCAUUGAAACCUACUGGGAUUCAAGCACUGCCGAUGCUAAAAAAAGAGAUAAAACUGUCCGUGCUGUCCUCUUCAUGAUGGAUGUGGUUCUGCCCAAGCUCUCAUGUGCCACAACUGAGUUUGAUUUCUUAGAAGCUGUUCUACCCCUACUCCAGUCCACUCUAAGUGCCAACAUGGCUGAACUGGAGUUGCUUGUGCAAACAGAAGAAGUUUUAGAUGAAGCUUUUUAUUCUCUUUUGUUGGGCUGUCUUGCAGUGGUACAAAACUGUCAACGAUUGUUGACAUUCACUGAAGGAUUGAGCAAUGCAACUCCCCAUCUUUGUCUUCCUUCAUUUGCCCCAACUUUGUUGCUGCAACUUGUCCAUGUUCCACUGGAGCAUUGCCAGACCAAUGGUGCAUGGUAUGAGGACAGAGAUAUGCUGGUCAAAGAGGCAUACAAUGAGCUGCUGGCAGCUUCUCUUGAAGCUGCAUCAGUUCUGCUCAACAGUUUGAGCAGCAUUUGUAAUCUUGCUGCUUGCAACAUUACUGCAUCAAUGCUGAUGGAAGUAUCAUCUAUGUGCCGCUUGCUGUCAUCUCUGUCACACAUGAAGGGUGUUGUAAAUGGCUGGAAAAAUAUUGCUUCAACUUGCUCAUCACUCAAGAGGAGCGAGGAUGCUCUGGCAUUCCUCAAUGAUGGGCUCGAUGUAAAGUUUGUUGUUGAGAAACUCAGCAUGGAACUCCAGGAGGGCCUGGAGCUGCUUUAUUCCCUGCUACCCCAUCAUCACUUGCACUUACAGGCAGAAGAGAGAGCAUCACAGCAGACUGUGGUGCGGCGCGUGGUGCGAAUGUGCACCAUGUGUGCUAAGGUGACAUCAUCAGUGGCUGACACAUUUCUUGAACAUUGUGGUGUUGCUGUGGUGUCCUCGCUGCUCCAUUUCUGCCUCAUUCUUGCACGGUGCAGCGUGUGUGUUACGCUGCUGGAGGCUCCAGCCCCACAACAGGAAGGCCAGGCCGUGUUGGGCGAGGGUCUCUCAGAGCCGAUGGUGCUGGCACUGCAGCUGCUGCUGACUACCCUCACUCCACAUACCUCGUUUGGCGGUGUUUUAUUAGACGCCAUUGCCUCGUGGAUAACGACUGCUAAAGAUCUAGAAGCUCGCUACAUGAGCCCUGAACGCACGGCUGUUGAUGACGAAGGAGACGCGACUGCAAUGAAGUUCACCUGGGGUGCCUGCUGCUCUGCUCCCCUGCUGCUGCUUUGUUACGUCGCUCUGGGGCUCCCUGAUGCCGUUACUCAACAACACAAAGCCUCAUCUUUGUCGCAAUUACCGUGUGUCCUGCUAGCGUCUUUCUUGUGCUACGUGCCUUAUUGCAGCGGUGUGCUCCACUCGUCGCUGGCGGUGCGUCUGGAGCGUCGUGACGGCGCUGCGGCGGACGUGUUGCCUCUGUACGAGACGACGCUCGUCGCGGCCAGCGUCGUCGUCACCGCAGUCACUGAUGCGGCCUGGCCAACGGCGCAGCGAAUGCUUUUCUCUGCUUUACUUAAGCAGAAAAAAGCCUCCUCUUUGUCGCAAUUACCGUGUGUCCUGCUAGCGUCUUUCUUGUGCUACGUGCCUUACUGCAGCGGUGUGCUCCACUCAUCACUGGCGGUGCGUCUGGAGCGUCGCGACGGCGCUGCGGCGGACGUGUUGCCUCUGUACGAGGCGACGCUCGUCGCGGCCAGCGUCGUCGUCACCGCAGUCACUGAUGCGGCCUGGCCAACGGCGCAGCGAAUGCUUUUCUCUGCUUUACUUAAGCAGUCUAUGGGCGCGGAUUGGCCAGAAGUUGACCCUGAACUCCGCGUUCCAUAUUCCAAACUUGCUGAGCUAACUGGCAGGGGCUCCGUGAAUUGCUGGUGGAGUAGCGCUCUCGCAGCAGAUCUCAUCACUUUUGUCGCCAGGGUUGGCAGUGGCGAGCUGUGCUCUGACUUGUAUGUCUUUAUGUGCCGCGCUGCCGCCCACGCCCACGCUGACCUCCAGCCAUCACUCGCUCUACUGCUGCUGCGUCUGCAGAAAUGCUUGCCUCAAUCUGCACCUGUUACGGCUAGCUGGACUAGCCUUCCUGCAGUGCUGCAAUGUCACCUCAGUGGCACGCUUCUCUUCAGUGCCACCAAGGACCGCCACGGCCCCGACGAGCUGCGUAUGAGCACCGCGUGCCUAAAGGACGUCUGUGACGCCGCCUCGGAUGCCCUGGCGCGUGCAGUCACCUGUGGUACUGAAGCGGCGGUCAGCGCGACGCGCUUGCGACAGCUGGAAGAUCAUCUGCAGUGUCUGUUUGCCUUGUUGAGGUGGCGAACUCCUGGUGCCUCUGAUGUCUGCCUGGGUUCUCUGGUGGCUUCAUUAGCGCAAUUUUGGGACAGGAUCUCGGUUAAGUGUCUGGGAUGCAGCGGAGGCAUAUGGCUCGUGAUGCGUCUGGCGAUGGUCACUUCUCGCGUCACUGAUCUUAUGGACGACCUUCAAGUCGCGCAAUUGUUGCGUGUGUGCCUUGAUGCCACAAGAAAGCUCUCCUGUAUGAGCGUCUCUGAGAAGACUUUAGUGGGGGAGGCUGUCAUCGAAGUGUGGAAAAGCUUGUCUGUGCGAACUUUCAAGCAGCCUCUUGGCUACAUCGCUGAUAACCUCGCAGAAUUGUGUUGUUUGCUUGUCUCGGAAAAUCAACAUGCCUGGCUGUGUCAGCGAGCGAUGGAGGCCUUCGUGUUCUUCGCCCACCGCACGCCACACAAGGAGAUCGUUGCUGCCAUCUUACAGCGUUGCUCGCCGGCGGUUAAGCAAAGAUUACAGAAGUUUUUGAUGCGGGAACCGCAUGCUGUGCCUUUAAAAACGCCAUCUAUGUCCGCACUAUCUCACUCCGGUGGUGCAAUAUGCGGCUCUCAGUGCAUGCCUUUUUUCCUGUUCCGUCAGCAAUGUGUAUCAAAUUCGAGGAAAAUUUCUCACGUAGAAAAUAUUGUGAGUGAGUCAAGUGAAGUAACGAAUAUGCUUGCCUCCAAUGUUCAAUAUUCUGCCGACCAAAACCUGACUGAGGCACAGGAAUAUUUUAGCAAUGAUGCUACAGAAAAUGACUCGAGUUACCAAGCAGCCGAUAAGAGACGUCUCUCUUCUGAGGAACUCGACAUUCUUGCCAGUAUUUCAAAAAAUAUUUCUGUGUGCCAGAACUUGAUUGAAACGUUCAAAUUGGGUGAGCAUUCGUAUUUAACUGAAAUGCAUUUUGAAGAUGCAUUAAAACACAGUGAACAGAUGACGCUAUUGCUCACAGCGGCAAGCGCUAAACCUGUAAAACGUAGAAGAAAUAGCGUCUUUGAGAGCUGACGUCUGACCGAUAUUCUGGUGCCAGUAUUAGAUUACGAUUCAUUUGUUUUCCUACCGUCGCUUAUAUACCUGCUGAAAAGUUUUAUUUACGAUACUAUUAAGUAAACAUUGACGUUCA
Hyalella azteca is the source of this 3671-nucleotide messenger RNA. RefSeq lists its product as uncharacterized. The record is from RefSeq and is a predicted model, not a curated record. The transcript has 17 exons. Bases 83 to 3553 code for a protein of 1156 amino acids. Lineage: Eukaryota; Metazoa; Arthropoda; Malacostraca; Amphipoda; Hyalellidae.